AUGGCUGGGUCUGACUGGGACCUCCAGGUGCCGCUCUUGGCCUCACCUCCCAUGUCGAUCACGACGAGACGGCCAUUGGUGCUGGCACCCAAAGUGGAUUGCGAGGGAGCUGUGCUGUGGCUCCAUGGAUUCGAUGACAACUCCGCUGGCUGGUCUCAGCUGUUGCCGCGUCGACUGAGCUGGUGCUGGGUACAUCUGCGGGCGCCCAAAGUGGCGCAGAGUUUCUUCGGAGGUCGAAAGAUGGCUGCAUGGGGAGACUUUCUUUCGGCUGCGCGGAUCGAAGUUGGCUCGGAAGACCACGAAUGUUCAGAUGAACGUGGAAUCUAUGCCACGUGUUCGCGAUUGGUGCAGCAAGAACUGGAUCGAGUGCAGCAGAAGUAUCGCUUGGAUUCGACUCGUGUAAUCCUUGCAGGCUACUCACAGGGAGCUGCAUGCGCCCUUCAGAGCGUGGCGGAAUAUCCGAAACCACUGGCAGGAUGCAUCGCGAUCUCAGGCUGGCUGCUGCCUGCCGCGCGGAUUCCUGCGGCCACUCGCUCCUUUUGGCUCUUCCACGGGCGAGAGGACGUUCAGGUGAGUGUGAACUGCUCCAGCUUUGCUGCAGAGAAAUUGCGAAGCUUGGCUGCAGACACGGGAAUACACAACUGGGAGCGGCAAUGA
This is a messenger RNA of Cladocopium goreaui, 657 nucleotides long. NCBI's taxonomy places the organism in Eukaryota, Dinophyceae, Suessiales, Symbiodiniaceae. The record is from the annotation of a GenBank genome assembly.